Messenger RNA from Puccinia graminis f. sp. tritici CRL 75-36-700-3, 1141 nucleotides. RefSeq lists its product as uncharacterized. The transcript is spliced from 6 exons. The record is from RefSeq and is a predicted model, not a curated record. The coding region runs from base 89 to 979 and encodes 296 amino acids. Lineage: Eukaryota; Fungi; Basidiomycota; Pucciniomycetes; Pucciniales; Pucciniaceae.
CUCGAAGCGGCAAUCGCUUGGAGAGUCCACCGAGAGGGCUCGGGAUCUGAUCACCUGUCAUGACGAUAACCUUAUCGGAAUAGCCUCGAUGGGCCUCUCUAAUGACAACAAUAAGAAGGCGCUCAAGGACGAAUGGAAGGAGUUCAAGGCACUGGUCAUCCAGGGUAUUCCUAUCAGCUUGCGGCCUAAGAUCUGGCUGGAGUGCUCUGGGGCUAGCGAAUUAAAAGAACCUGGUUACUAUCACGAUUUACUCAAUCUGCACGACGGUGAAGAGGGGCUAUGUCUCAACCAGAUCGAAUGCGACGUCACUCGAACUCUUCCCACGAACGUUUACUUUGGAGGCGACGGGCCUGGAGUGAGUAAGUUGAGAAGAGUCCUGGCGGCGAUGUCAUGGCACAAUCCGGUGGUUGGAUAUUGUCAGGGCAUGAACAUGGUCGCUGCCACGUUGCUUUUGACGAUUCCUAGCGAGGAAGAUGCUUUCUGGAUCCUCGUCUGUAUCGUCGACAAAAUCCUGCCCUCGCAUUACUAUACCUCUCAUCUACUCACCUCCCAGGCCGAUCAACGAGUGCUUAAAGUGCUCGUCAGUAAAUAUCUUGCUGAAUUGGCUGACCAUUUCGACGCUUUGGAUGUCGAAUUGCCCGCUAUCACGUUCGGAUGGUUCUUGUCCCUGUUUGCUGAUGCGUUGCCCAUUCAAACCCUGCUUCGGGUAUUUGACCUAUUCCUAAUCGAUGGUAGUCUAUUACUAUUCCGGAUCUCAUUAGCGCUUCUGAAGAUCAACCAAACGACGAUCCUGUCGUAUGACUCGCCGGCGUCGCUGUACGCCUACAUGCGUGGGCCAAUGACCUUAAGCUCGCAUCAUGCCGACCUGCUCAUCAACGUCGCUACCGUCGACUUCGCCGAUAUCAAGAACUCCCUCAUCGUCAGUCUCAGAGAUAAGUUCGUCGACCAGAUCAAAGUCGAGAUGGGCUUGCCCGAUUGAUCCCUCCAAUCCUCAUUCCUUCUCCCAUCUUUUUCCCUCUUUCUUGUCAAUACUUUCUUCCUCUUUCGCUCUCUCUCGUUGAUCAUUGGUACUUUCUUUUUUUCCGAAAAAAAUCAAAGAAAUAUCGUUCAUAUACUUUUGUUAGUGUUCUUAUCAAUAAUA